AGAGAUACAACGAGGAAAACAUCCCACGUUCGCCACCUACCUGUUGAAUAUCACCGCACGUUUAAUUUGCAACUUUGGGGUUGGGUUGACGAGUCACUCACUGUCGAAGAACAAAGUCGAACCUGGAAAAAGGAGAGUCAGUCGAGUUUUUGUCGAGGUAAAUGCGGAAGGAAGGAGGAUUUGUGAAAGAGGUAGCCAUUCCAAUGUUCUAGCCGGACAGACAGACCACCGGAUUUAUCAACCGAUCAAACAGAUUUAUUGACGCCAAAAACACAAUGCCUUUAGGACUGAGACGAAAGAAGAACAAGUCGAGAGAGAGCUCGAACCUGGUGGAGAAUGAGGAGGUCGGGGGACACGCAGCUGGGAGCUCCGUGAAGUCGACGGUAAACGGAGCGGGGCUCCCACCACCACCUGCUAACCUGCGGCCCAAACUAGUGUUCCACACUCAGCUAGCCCACGGCAGCCCCACGGGAAGGAUCGAGGGAUUUACUAACGUCAAAGAACUCUACGGAAAAAUAGCCGAUACGUUCAAUUUAAGUCCACCAGAGAUCCUGUUUUGUACUUUGAACACCCAUAAGAUCGACAUGGAGAAGCUGCUUGGUGGUCAGAUCGGCCUGGAGGACUUUAUAUUCGCCCACAUUAAAGGGAUUAAGAAGGAAGUGGAGGUGUUUAAAUCAGAGGAGGCCCUGGGACUCACCAUCACAGACAACGGGGCGGGAUACGCCUUCAUCAAGCGUAUCAAGGAGGGCAGUGUGGUGGACAAUGUGAAGGUGAUCUCUGUUGGAGACCACAUAGAGUGCAUCAACGGGAAGAACAUAGUGGGAACACGUCACUACGAGGUGGCUCGCAUGCUGAAGGAGCUGCCGAAGGAGCAGAAGUUCACCCUCAAACUGGUGGAGCCCAUGAAGGCCUUCGAGAUGCUGGAGCCGAGGUCGAAGGGAGUCAAGCCGGCCAGUGACAAUAAGUUGGGGACAGGGAGAGGGACUCUGAGACUGCGUGCCAAAGGACCUGCUACCGUCGAGGAAAUGCCGACAGAGUUUGAGGAGAAAGCGGUGAAGAAGGUGGAUGACUUGCUGGAGAGUUACAUGGGUAUCAGAGAUACAGAACUGGCGGCGACCAUGGUAGAGGUGGGUCGGGACAAGAAGAACCCUGAUGAGUUUGCCAUGGCUCUGGACGAGGCUCUCGGAGACUUCGCCUUCCCUGACGAGUUUGUGUUCGACGUCUGGGGCGCCAUUGGAGAUGCCAAACAGGGACGUCUUUAAUGUUUUUAACUGAUUACCCAGAUCACCUAGCCUGGUCCAAGACAGCACAAACACAUCUGGGACCAGGCUACCAACCCCUGCUCCAGUGGACAAAUAUCAGCCAGUAGAGAAAGAGGGGUGGGUUUUGUAGGGGUGGGAAUCACCAGGGACAUCACGCAACGACACAACGAUAUGUAUUGCGAUUCUGUGAUUUUAUUCUCAAUUUGAUGUUUCCGAACAUAUUGCUCACUAAAUGUCUGCUGCAGAAGGACAAGCUAGAGAAUGAGGAAAUUAGUUUUAAAAUAAGUCACUAUGUAAAAAAGAUGUAGAACAAACUAUAGGAUGGAAAAUACCAGAAUUUUUUUUGCGCAGGUACAUCCGACUAGCGCUAGCUAACACUACCUUUGAAAAUGAAAAAAAUCGAUACUUAAAGGAGUCAAAGUAUCUACAUAAUAUUAUAAUUUUAUUCCUCUAUUGUUGUUGUUAUUGUUAUUAUUAUAUACACCCUCGAAGACAGAAUCACUUAUUGAUCAGUCAUGUCCCACUCAACCUAUUUCUCUGGAAUACAUCCCAAAUGUAAACACUAUUCCCUGUAUAGUGCACUACAUGGAACCCUAUUCCCUUUAUAGUGCACUACUUGGCACCCUAUUCCCUUUAUAGUGCACUACAUGGAACCCUAU
This is a messenger RNA of Salvelinus namaycush (lake trout), 1921 nucleotides long. Its product is annotated as PDZ domain-containing protein GIPC1-like. The coding region runs from base 276 to 1262 and encodes 328 amino acids. Lineage: Eukaryota; Metazoa; Chordata; Actinopteri; Salmoniformes; Salmonidae. Gene Ontology annotation, molecular function: protein binding. The transcript is spliced from 6 exons. The record is from RefSeq and is a predicted model, not a curated record.